AUAAUAGACUUCGCUUGCCAAUUCCCAGCUGAGCGCUGUCAAAAUUAUUUGUUAGAACAAGAAAACAUGCGCUGCUACUACGAGGAGCUCGAGCUCCAACGAGACGCCAAGGAUGGGGACAUCAAAACUGCGUACCGCAAAAUGGCCCUGCGCUGGCACCCGGACAAGAAUCCCGACAGCCUGGCGGAGGCCAAGGAGCGCUUCCAGCUGAUCCAGCAGGCAUACGAGGUGCUUUCUGAUCCACAGGAGCGGUCCUGGUACGACAAUCACCGCGAGCAGAUCCUGCGCGGCAAGAACUCUGAGUACGCGGAGAACUGCCUGGACGUGUUCCAGUUCUUCACCAGUUCCUGCUACAAAGGCUACGGCGACGACGAACAGGGCUUCUACCGCGUCUACACCGACGUCUUUGUGAAGAUUGCCCUGGAGGACAUGGAGUUCAUGGACGAGGACGACCGUCUGGGGAUGGCGCCGGACUUUGGCCACGCACACAGCAGCUACGAGGAGGUUGUGGGUCCAUUUUACGCCUUCUGGCAGGCCUAUAGCACCAGGAAGACCUACGAGUGGCUGUGCCCUUACGAUGUGCGCGAGAUCAAGGAACGCUUUAUCCUGCGUAAAGUGGAGAAGGAGAUGAAGAAGAUCGUCCAGGCUGCUCGUAAGGAGCGCAACGAAGAGGUUCGAAACUUGGUAAACUUUGUGCGGAAGCGGGAUCGCAGAGUGCAGGCCUACAGGCGAGUUCUGGAGGAGCGGGCUGAGGCCAAUCGCCUGAAACAGGAGGAGAAGCGCAAGGAGCAGCUGAGAAAGCGCCAGGAGGCACUGGCGGCCGUCAGGGAAAACAAAGUGUUUAAUGAGGGCUACGAAGAGCAGCUGAAGCAGUUGGAGCAGCAGUACGGCAGCGAUUCGGACGACUACACAGAUGAAGACGAGGACGCAGAGGUUGGCGAGGACUCAGAGGAUGACAUUGAUCCGGAGGCCGAUAAAUUCGAGGUGGAAUACGUGGACGAUCUGUACUGCGUGGCGUGCAACAAGACAUUUAAAAACGCCAAGGCACGGGCCAAUCACGAGGAGAGCAAGAAGCACAGGGAUAAUGUAGAGCGACUAUGUCAGGAGAUGGAGGAAGAGGAGGAGGCGUUCAACGAUGCAUCUCACGAAGACAGCUUAAAUGGAGUGGAGGAGUCGCUGGGUGAAUUGCAAGUUGAUGAGGCACAGUUGUCCAGCGAAGAGGUAUCUACGCUAAGCAAGCGCAACAAAAAGAACAAAAAAUCAAGGAAAUCAGCUGCCAAGCAAGUGGAGGAAGAAGCCAGCGAUGGACCUGAAGAACCCAUAGACCUCAAGGCAGCCAUUAGCGAAUCAGAGGAUGAAGACUGGAGUAAAGGCAAAAAGGGUGCCAGGAAAAGCAAAAGCAAAAAGGCGGCUGCUAGCAAGGCAAAACCGGCAGAUCAAACGGCUCCGGAACCAAUUCCAAACGAGUCCAAAGCGAUUCCCACGAGUGCUUCUAAGAGCGGAGAUGAAGAUCUCGAUCCCACCAAGCCGCAACACACCUGCGUCACCUGCCGGCUAAUUUUUGACUCUAAGAACAAGCUGUUUGCGCACCUCAAGAAGACGAACCACGGCGUCUACAUACCCAAGGCCAAGCCAGAUGUCGAGGGCAAGCCUCCGGGCAAAUCCAAGGGCAAGCGGAACAAGUAGAUCCAAAGGAAAAUCCAGCCACACCCUAUAUUACUAUUGUAAAAUGUUAGUCGUUUAUUUAUGCUAAUGUUAAAGUUAAUUCAAGAAUGAAGUUAAGUAUGCUCGCUCUAA
Drosophila elegans is the source of this 1797-nucleotide messenger RNA. RefSeq names its product dnaJ homolog subfamily C member 21. The transcript has 2 exons. Bases 67 to 1686 code for a protein of 539 amino acids. Lineage: Eukaryota; Metazoa; Arthropoda; Insecta; Diptera; Drosophilidae. The record is from RefSeq and is a predicted model, not a curated record. Gene Ontology annotation, molecular function: nucleic acid binding; zinc ion binding. Gene Ontology annotation, cellular component: cytoplasm.